GCGGGCGGGAGAGGAGGAAUCGAAUGAGAGAAGGAGGGACCUAAGAUGAGGCUCCGUGCUGGGCCGGGUGGGCGGAGCCUGGGGGCGUGGCCCUGCAGCGCGGUGUUCGGGCCGCCGCGGGGCGGGCGCUGCUCUCCUGAAGGUGGCUUCUGCCUGGUGGCUCAUGAGGCACCGGACUCUGGCCUCCAGCCCGACUCUCUGGGCCUCCAUCCCCUGUCCACGCUCUGAGCUGCGCCUGGACCUGGUUUUAGCUUCUGGACAGUCCUUUCGGUGGAGGGAGCAUAGCCCUGCACACUGGAGUGGCGUACUGGAGAGCCGAGUAUGGACACUGACUCAAACGGAAGGGCGGCUUUUCUGCACUGUGUACCGAGAGAACGAGGAUUGGAGUGGCAGGCCGACAUUGGAGGAGCUGAAGGCCAUCCGAGAAUACUUCCAGCUGGAUGUCAGCUUGGCUCAACUGUACAGACAUUGGGGUUCUGUGGACCCCCACUUCCAAGACGUGGCUCAGAAAUUCCAAGUGCUGACCGCAGGUGGCUCACUCUGCUUAUUGAAGGUGGCUGACUGCGUCUGCCUGAUGGCCCUGGACAAACCCCAGGCUGUGCCCGUGGAUGUCCAUAUGUGGCAGAUCGCCCAACGGGACUACAGCUGGCACCCCACCACAUCUCGGGCCAAGGGUCCAAACCCCCAAGCUAACAAGGAGCUGGGAAACUUUUUCCGGAGCCUUUGGGGACCUUAUGCUGGCUGGGCCCAAGCAGUGCUGUUCAGUGCCGACUUGCGCCAGCCCACCCACCGUGCCCAAGAGCCACCAGCAAAGCGCCGGAAAGCGUCCAAAGGGCCAGAAGUUUAGAUGGGACAUGAGAGAAAGGAAUUCCCCAGCACUUCCACACCUCUGCUUCUUUCUCCCAUCCACACCUCUUGUCUCCUGUUGGGGAAGGAUCUCUGCAGCUCCCUCAGGGUGACACAGCAAGGGGAGACAGAGC
Molecule: messenger RNA, 980 nt
Organism: Dipodomys ordii (Ord's kangaroo rat)
Lineage: Eukaryota; Metazoa; Chordata; Mammalia; Rodentia; Heteromyidae
Gene: Ogg1
Product: 8-oxoguanine DNA glycosylase
Exons: 6
Coding region: 164-847 (227 amino acids)
Biological process (GO): base-excision repair, AP site formation; nucleotide-excision repair
Cellular component (GO): nucleus
Molecular function (GO): 8-oxo-7,8-dihydroguanine DNA N-glycosylase activity; damaged DNA binding
Source: RefSeq, a predicted model, not a curated record